This is a messenger RNA of Prunus mume (Japanese apricot), 2571 nucleotides long. RefSeq names its product Itga6 (Protein of unknown function, DUF547). NCBI's taxonomy places the organism in Eukaryota, Viridiplantae, Streptophyta, Magnoliopsida, Rosales, Rosaceae. The record is from RefSeq and is a predicted model, not a curated record.
UUGAGUGAAAGAAAAAUUGUCCACUUUUGGACCCUUUGACAUUCAGGGUCUACCUCUUUUCUACUUCCAUUAAAGCCCACGAGCUGGUUUUACUUCUUUUAACGAAAAGCCAAAGCUCCUCCAUUUGCAAAAGCUAAACAUUUUAACACUCAGUAUCUUGAAAGAGAAGCUCACCGGUCAAAAGGGUCGUCUUUUUUGAGUCGUUUUUUGUGAACCGUUUCAGCUCUGCCACUUUCAGACUCUGUUAGCAGCAAGCAAGUGAUCACUUUGUGGCUACUUCCUGGAAGCUCUUGCUUGCUGAAAUGCUAGUGGGAAAGUUAAAGCUUUGGAGUCUAAUUAAAGGCCUUUGAGAACUAUUUGGUCCCUGUUCGUCUGCUGGGUCUUUUCUUUUUAUCAUCUAUCAAAUACUCCAUCAGGGUUCUUGCUGGCUUUUCUGGAGUGUAAUGAGAUGGGGUUUGGGAUGAGCGGUGACGGUAAAAUGCUGGGAUUGAGAGUGAACCCAAAACACAAGCGUUCAAAAAGCUUUCCAGAGAAGAGAGGAGUGGAGGAAGAUGAUUUGGAUAGUUUGUAUGAAGCAUCAGACCGAGUAAAGCUGGAUAUGGGGCAAUUCAAGGGCCGCGCUACAACCAAGAAGAAACAAUCUCCUACCGUGGAAGUGCACAGCUCUUUAAAGCAAGAGAUUCUACAGCUUGAGAAAAGAUUACAAGAUCAAUUCAAUGUCCGCCAUGCUUUAGAAAAAGCAUUGGGUUAUAGAUCUUCUAUCCUUCACAACACAAAUGAAAUUGCUAUGCCUCAGCCAGCCACAGAAUUGAUUAAGGAGAUUGCAGUAUUGGAAUUGGAAGUUGUUCAUUUAGAACAAUACCUUCUCUCUUUGUAUCGGAAAGCAUUUGAUGGACAAUUGUCCUCUGUUUCCCCAUCUAAGAAGGAUGAACAACUAAAACCAACUCUAACAACCCCAAGAAGCAGGUACCUGGAAGUUUCCGAACCUGAAAUGCCAUCAAAGAGGGAAAAUUUAGCAGUUCAAUCUGGUGGUCAGUCACUUGAAAAUUCAUGGAAGGGAACUAAUGGAAUUGGAGGAGAAGAAAAUCUAUUCGAUUCUGGUGUUCACCGUUGCCACUCCUCACUUUCGCAACGUUCUGCAUUCUUAUCUAGAACUUCUCCUCCAGAAGAGUGUUUGUCGAAAGCUUUGCGUUCAUGUCAUUCUCAACCGUUAUCCAUGAUGGAGUAUGCUCAGAAUACUUCAUCAAAUGUAAUUAGUCUGGCAGAGCAUCUUGGUACACGCAUUGCUGAUCAUAUUCCAGAAACACCUAAUAGGCUUUCGGAGGACAUGAUCAAGUGCAUGUCCACUAUAUAUUGCAAGCUUGCAGAACCACCCUUGACAAAUAAUGGCCUUUCAUCCCCCAAUUCAUCUUUGUCAUCAACAAGUGCAUUUUCUCCACGAGAUCAGAGUGAAAUGUGGAGUCCAACGUUCAGGAAUAAUUCAUCUUUUGAUGUACGAUUGGAUAAUCCUUUUCAUGUUGAAGGACUUAAAGAGUUUAGCGGGCCAUACAGCACAAUGGUUGAAGUGCCAUGGAUUUAUAGAGAUAGUAAAAAAUUAGGCGAUAUAGAGCACUUGCUACAACAUUUUAGGUCACUUAUCUGUCGUCUAGAGGAAGUAGACCCAAGAAAGUUGAAAAAUGAUGAGAAAUUAGCCUUCUGGAUUAAUGUACACAAUACGUUGGUGAUGCAUGCAUAUUUGGCUUAUGGGAUUCCACAAAACAAUGUAAAGAGGGUGUUUUUACUUUUAAAGGCUGCAUAUAACAUCGGGGGCCACACAAUCAGUGCAGACACAAUGCAGAGCUCUAUCCUUGAAUGCCGAAUGUCUCGCCCAGGACAGUGGCUUCGCUUGUUGCUUACUCCAAGGAACAAAUUCAAGACUGGGGAUGAACGGCAAGCAUAUGCCAUCGACCAUCCAGAACCCCUUCUUCACUUUGCACUUUGUUCAGGAAGCCAUUCUGAUCCUGCGGUUCGUGUAUACACACCCAAGAGAGUAUUUCAGGAACUGGAAGCUGCAAAAGAUGAGUACAUUCGAGCUACCUUUGGCGUGCGCAAGGACCACAAAAUUCUUCUGCCCAAGAUUGUUGAGGCAUUUGCGAAGAGUGCAGGUUUGUGUCCGGUUGGUGUUUUGGAGAUGAUCCAACAAUCAGUGCCUGAAUCUUUGAGGAAGCUUGUGAAAUCUCGUAAGAGCAUUGAGUGGAUUCCUCACAAUUUCACUUUUCGGUAUCUAAUUUCUAAAGAGCUGGUGAAGUGAAACGUUUGUAUGGGGUGAUACAUACAGUAAUAUACAUUGUUCCUAGGCUUUUUAUUGUUAGAAGGAUUUCAAUUUUCAUGCAUAUCUUCUGUACAAAGUAGAAUAUGAACCAGAAAAAGAGGCAAAAGGGGAAAAAAAAAAGUGAGGGCUGGAGAAUAGAAUGGUGUAACCUGCAGUAUUUUGUAUCUGCACUGUCUGUAUCAGGCUCUGCAAAGUCUGCAAUUGCUGUAAUCUUUCUGUGAACGAAUUGAAAUGGCGCAUUUAGCGUUGUAAAUAUAUCU